Molecule: messenger RNA, 3084 nt
Organism: Macrobrachium nipponense
Lineage: Eukaryota; Metazoa; Arthropoda; Malacostraca; Decapoda; Palaemonidae
Exons: 7
Coding region: 405-1259 (284 amino acids)
Source: RefSeq, a predicted model, not a curated record
GUUGCCGAAGGUAGUGUACGCUCCGCGAUCCUUGAAGCAGGGUUGCCACAUGUGCCUCCGGAAACCCUUGCUUUCCUAACUGCGACGCGGUCAAUUCGCGGACGACUUUAGUCGCGAUCGAAAGUGUAGAAAUUGAGAGAAACGAGACUUUUGUGCUUUUAUUUGAAUAAGCCGCAUUCUGAGGAAUAUUUUGAUGGAACUCUGGACUUGUCGGGUAGGAAGUCGUGAGAAACUUUCUUUCCGAGAUGGGUAAGAGAAAGUAGAUGCGAUGAAGCAAGUUUCAUGGACGGAAUCAUUAAUAUAUAAUUGCAUCAUGGGUUUGGACGACGUCUGAUGAAGUAAUCUGGGGCAGCGGAAACUCCCUGCAGAGAGGAUUCCAGCGCACGAGUUGGGUUCCCGCAAGAAUGGAAAGACCCAGUGACGUCACACCACUCCUGCUGAGACUUCUUCUUCUCUUCCAGCUUGUCACGUACGGGUGGAGUCUUCGCGUAACCGGACUGCGAGUGCCAUCAGUCGUGGUAUCCGGAACAAACGUCCAGCUGAAGUGUAGCUACGAACACCGGACGGACAGGCCGGAUCCGCUGUACUCGAUAAAGUGGUAUCGAGGAGUGGACCAGUUCUACGAGUACAUGCCCAAGAAAGACCCGCCUGUGAGGGUCUACCCGCUCCCGCACCUCAAUGUUGAUAAGGGCAACAGCGACGACUCGAACGUCUUCCUGAAGAAGGUGACGAAGGAGAGCUCGGGCACCUUCCGCUGUGAGGUCAUGGGCGACAAGCCCCUCUUCGAGACAGAUGACCACGCCCUCAAUAUGACGGUGUUAGACAUUCCAAUAUGGGGUCCGGAGAUCCACGGCAUAUCCGACUCCAGCCGGGUGAGACCGGGAGACAUCAUAAGGACCCGAUGUCUAGUGGGUCCGUCGUACCCGGACGUGACCAUCACGUGGUACAUUAAUUACCAAGAGCCGCCCGGCCACGUGAGCAUCAUACCCAGCGCACAGAGUGACGACAAGGGCAGAAGAAUACAGAUAUCUGAGCUAACCUUCAAGGUCACGGAGUCAUCCUUUCAGAGAGGGGCCAUCGUCAUCACCUGCGACGCCAGGCUGUCGGUCAUCUAUCACAAAAUGACCAACGUCACCCUUAUCAACGCGGCCCAACCGCAGCCGGCGGGUUUUGGCUGGUUCUCUUCAGGAUCUUCCAUAAGAUCACGCAUGUCCGUGGUCUUUGUCUCGGCAGGGUUUCUCCUUUGGAAAGGACUGUAGCAUACCCCGAGCGUCUGCUGGAAACAUAUGACAGAAUCUCGCUUGUGACGCCGAGAUAACGAACAAGGAAAAUCAAUGGGAAGUAUUGGUUAAAAGGUUGAAAACAUACGGCCAAUUAUAUCAUAAAAAUAACAUCUUGAAGUUUUAUUGCGCUAAAUGCUGAAUGGUAAGUAGAAAAUCCGAAGUCAGCUGCACAGCAAAGACAUUUUGAAUGUGUAUUAUGCUGCAUACUGGUGACGAGCAAACAUCUUCAGUCAGCCACACACACAGUACAGAAAAAAAAUUAAGCAGUAAUCUGCUGCAGUACUGAAUGGGAAGCUGUAAAUUUACAUGAAUUACAGAGAGGGGAAAAUUGUUCAGAGGCUUACAAGUACUUCUAUACUGAAUUGACAAUUGAAAACUGUACCCGGAAGGUGAUGAGUGCUACAUAUACAGGUGGAGAAGCGUGAAAACAAAACCUGUGAACUCGUUAAUAAUAAGUCAACUGUGAGCGUACAGAACUCUCUCUACACCCAUUUAGAAUUUCAACACAAAGAUAACGAUAAUCCAGCGAAGCAGCUUCGUGAAUGCUCAUGUAAUAUGUAUGUUAAUUUUUUUUCUCUAUGUAAUUGCAUAAGCUUAUUCACAUGAGUCACAAUCUAGUCCUCUUUUGGCGCGAAUUAAGUGAAAGAAUAACUCCACCCAUUAGUUCUGAAUAAAUUUUCAACGUCUGCGAAGAAGCAUACCUUGCAAAUGGUUUGAUUAUCUUGGGAGAAUUUCAGUGAUUUCAGUUUCGUUUUUAUUUCUUUCAAUUAAUUCGACAGACUAAUAUAAACAGGGAAGACAGGUCACAUAACUAAAACCUGGUCUAUUAUCAAAAGCUCUUGAUUCUCGCCAAAAUUGAAGGAUCAUUUUCUUUGAUUGUUCUCCAAAUGUUUAAACAUGCGACCACAGAUUCAUGUACAAUGUGUUUCUUGAGCUGUCGUGCUGGCAAAUGUAAUGAUAAGCAGUAAGAUAAUCCUAAUCAAGUCGGAUAAUCCAACAAAUCCUACAAUCAAAAUAUUAAGAGGUAAAUACUACGACGUCAAACUUCGUGUGUAGAUGUCAGCAUCCCUUAAAAAAAACGGCCUCUUGCGCAAUUUUAGUAAUUUAUUUAUUUAUUUAUUUAUUUUAUUAAUCAACAAACGUCUGGUCAUCAUAAAUAUAAAGAAUGAUACGUUACUGAAGCUGCAGUAAUUUCCUCUUUUUUCCACAUCCUCCACCAUAAAGACGAAUGACUUUCUUUUCUAGGUGAAGCCAAUAUGUCUUUGUUCGUGCUUUCAAUCAAGCCUGGGCAAGAAAAAUGACACGGGACUGCUCAUGCAGUCUAUCUUUAAGUAAAUCAAUUAUUUCUUUACGGAAAUGUACCUUUUUUUGGCAAUACAGGUAAUAAUGUCACAGGGUUAAAGGAGUUUAAAUCUGGUGAAUAAAAAAAUCUGCAAAAUAUAUUCAAAUGACUAUUCCGUUACCCAAUAUGGCUCGAGCUAAAGGAGCUUAAUUUGACGUAUAAAAACUUCAAGACAUCACUCUACAGAGAUCUUGUGUGAAAGAGAAAAUGCGUAGAUCUUCGUGUUCCUUAGACAUAGAAUGCGCUACACACGUCACAUUUGUUUUCAGUUUUUUUACUAACGAUCAGUCUUCCAGUUGGAUAUAUUUACCAUUACCAAUAUUUUCCUACAUUAUUCACCGGGUUUGUCAUACAAUCCCGGAAUGGUGCUUGUGUUCCUGGACUUGGAAACGGAUCACGUCAUUUUUCCACCGAGGCCAACAUUGGUUACAUAGAAAAUCAAAAAGAAAAGAACUAGAA